This is a messenger RNA of Varanus komodoensis (Komodo dragon), 1375 nucleotides long. It is a transcript of the gene GNA11, whose product is annotated as G protein subunit alpha 11. Gene Ontology annotation, molecular function: GTPase activity; guanyl nucleotide binding; G protein-coupled receptor binding. The record is from RefSeq and is a predicted model, not a curated record. Lineage: Eukaryota; Metazoa; Chordata; Lepidosauria; Squamata; Varanidae. Bases 45 to 1124 code for a protein of 359 amino acids. The transcript is spliced from 7 exons. Gene Ontology annotation, cellular component: heterotrimeric G-protein complex. Gene Ontology annotation, biological process: adenylate cyclase-modulating G protein-coupled receptor signaling pathway; phospholipase C-activating dopamine receptor signaling pathway; action potential.
GCCCCUGCCCGCCCGCCCGCGGUACCGGCGGCGCGGCGGCAGCCAUGACUCUGGAGUCCAUGAUGGCCUGUUGCCUGAGCGACGAGGCGAAAGAGUCGAAGCGCAUCAACGCCGAGAUCGAGAAGCAGCUGCGGAGGGACAAGCGCGACGCCCGCCGGGAGCUCAAGCUGCUCCUGCUCGGCACAGGAGAGAGUGGGAAGAGCACAUUCAUCAAACAGAUGCGGAUAAUCCAUGGCUCGGGCUACUCUGAGGAGGACAAAAAGGGUUUCACCAAGCUGGUGUACCAGAACAUCUUCACUGCCAUGCAGUCAAUGAUCAGGGCCAUGGAGACCUUAAAGAUCCUUUACAAAUAUGAACAGAACAAGGACAAUGCCUUGCUGAUCCGGGACGUGGAUGUAGAAAAGGUUUCGUCCUUCGAGCAGCCUUAUGUAAGUGCAAUUAAAACCUUGUGGAACGACCCAGGAAUCCAGGAGUGCUAUGACCGACGGCGAGAGUACCAGCUGUCCGACUCAGCUAAAUACUACCUUACUGAUGUGGACCGUAUCGCCACCCCAGGGUACCUCCCCACGCAGCAAGACGUCCUGCGGGUCAGAGUUCCAACGACUGGGAUCAUAGAAUACCCCUUUGACCUAGAGAAUAUUAUCUUCAGAAUGGUAGACGUUGGGGGUCAGAGGUCAGAGCGGAGAAAAUGGAUACACUGCUUUGAAAAUGUAACCUCCAUCAUGUUCUUAGUAGCCCUUAGCGAAUAUGACCAAGUUCUGGUGGAAUCUGAUAACGAGAACCGGAUGGAGGAGAGCAAAGCCCUUUUCCGGACAAUAAUCACUUAUCCCUGGUUCCAGAACUCCUCUGUAAUCCUGUUUCUCAACAAGAAAGAUCUGUUGGAAGACAAGAUAAUGUAUUCUCACAUUGCGGAUUAUUUUCCAGAGUAUGAUGGCCCCCCGAGAGAUGCACAAGCAGCCCGGGAGUACAUUCUCAAGAUGUUUGUGGAUCUAAACCCUGACAGCGACAAAAUUAUCUACUCUCAUUUCACAUGUGCCACGGAUACGGAGAACAUCCGGUUUGUCUUUGCUGCCGUCAAGGACACCAUCCUGCAGCUCAACUUGAAGGAAUAUAACCUAGUCUGACCUUGAUCUGCCUGUCCUUUUCCCCACCCUUCUACCCACCCUUCCCCAAAUCUCCUUGGGAGACCUUUUGUUGUGAAGAAAGUAAGACGAGAGAACCCCAUGAAUUCAAACAAACAAAACAUGUACAGGAAAAACUAUCUUAAUUUUUAAUGAUGUAAUGAUGAGAAAUUGUCUGAUCUGUGGAGUGGCAAGGGCUUUUUUGCUCACUGUUACCUUGGAGUCUCAUGUCUGCCCCACAGAAUAGCUGAUUU